UUUGGCACACAGCCUGCUGCUGGUGGUCAUGCCGUAUUUUUAGCACACUAGCUAGGCCGAGCUAGCAAGCUAACCUUUUCCCACUUCCGGCAGUAGUCAGCGACAAAAAGCUACAUCUUAUCUUCCAGGUUGUUGGCUCGACCGGGGGCGUCCGUGUGAGAGUGAGGACUCGCUGGCGUUUACAUUUCUUUAAUUUUCCUUUUACAUUCUCCUCGCCCAAGCCCAGCGUGACUUUUUUUGUGUGACGCGAACACCCGCAGGCUAUGAUAAGCUAAGCUAACUAGCAGCGCCUGAGCUCAACAUUUUAGCUAGCUUCGCUCGUCGUCGACAACUUGGUGGGCACAAUUUCGGCCUGGUUAUCAACAGCCAACCCGAUAAACAAUUCCCCUUUAUCUUUUCUUUCAACUGCUUGAAGUUUCGGUGAUCUCUUCCUCCGUCGUCACAAGCUCGCCCUGUCGCAUGCCAUGUCAAGAUAAAUCGACAAUCCAGCUGGAGUCCCCCGUUCUUUCAGUCGACGAGCGGCGUGAUCUGUCUCCCGGCGGCGGGCCCAUUAUUCACUUCACGGCGUUGUCGUCCAACGUUUUUUGUCCCCCUUCGCGUUCUGUGCGUUUUGUUGUUUGUGAGGAGCAGCUAAUAAUGGCGAGCACACACACACACAAAACAACAAGCUCGCUUGUCCAAAAUGGCCGACCAAGAGGAAGAGGAACGUGACGUGUGUGACCGGUGACCACGAGAGGCGGGGGAAACCAAGUCACGUGACCACAAUGGGCGUAUUUAAAGUGACUGGCGGGAGCCGUUGUGAAUGACUCGUUAAACUGCCAGCGUCGUCUAUUGGCUUUUAUUACCGGCUUGUGGGAGGAAAUGAGUUUCAGUGGCAAAGUGAGACAACACGGCCCAGCGAGGUCCAACGAAAACGCUAAAGUGAGCGUAAAGAGCUUUUUCUCCCAACCCCCAAAGGCGAUGGGCUCAUCCAGACCGAUGCUGCAGGUCCUGCAACCCGUGGCCGUCAACACACAAGUGGGAAAGACAAGUCAGGCUGGAAAGAGCAUCCCCAAACGCAAACAGUGGAGUGCGGAGCAAAGCCGAGGCCUGAAGAGGGUGAAGGUGGAAGUGAAAUCGACACAGACCGACGCAGUUUCCACUUUGAAUGACUGUGCCUCCGACGCCUACGAGCUUAUGGUGAAAGAAACGCCACCUCCCGCCUACUGGAAAGAGGUGGCGGAGGAGCGUCGCAAGGCUUUGUUCGAUGUUCUACAGGAGAACGAGAAGUUGCACAAGCAUAUCGAGGCCAAAGAUGAGCAGAUAGCUCGGCUGAAGGAUGAGAAUGACGAACUGCAGGAGCUAGCCGAGCAUGUUCAGUACAUGGCUGACAUGAUUGAGAGGCUGACCGGGAAGAGUCCAGACAGCCUGGAGGAAAUAAGGGGGCUCGCCCUUGAUCAGGAGGACAAAGCGGAGGAUGGAGCGAACGAAGAGUCAGAUUGCAGUGAGGCGGAAGAGGAGCAAACUUCAGACCAAGAUCAGGAUUAACGGACAUCACAAAGGAUACUUGACUCUUUGGAAGCUGCUACAAGUUGACAAGUAAAUUCAUUCAGCUGUGAAUGUAAGGGUGUGCUUUGGACCACUUAUUUUGCACAAUUUGAAUCCGACUCCAAACGAGCCACAAAGUCUGACCUGGAUAAUGAAAGUGGAAUGGCGGCCGAGCAGCGAGUCUUGCUCAUGACUCAAUUGUCUUGUUAAACGUCACCUGGGUUAUUUCAUGUUGCAACAAAAGCAAGCAUUUUAAUUUUAUUUUUUUAAUAUAAAUAUAAACGCUCCCCCCCCCCCAUACUGGCAUUUACCAAAAGCCACCCCCCUUCACCGUGACACUGAUGUACAUACUGUAAUUUUAAAAUAAACAC
Messenger RNA from Dunckerocampus dactyliophorus (ringed pipefish), 1898 nucleotides. It is a transcript of the gene gmnn, whose product is annotated as geminin DNA replication inhibitor. The transcript is spliced from 7 exons. Gene Ontology annotation, cellular component: nucleus. Gene Ontology annotation, biological process: negative regulation of cell cycle; negative regulation of DNA replication. The record is from RefSeq and is a predicted model, not a curated record. The coding region runs from base 862 to 1527 and encodes 221 amino acids. Lineage: Eukaryota; Metazoa; Chordata; Actinopteri; Syngnathiformes; Syngnathidae.